Messenger RNA from Orbicella faveolata, 3305 nucleotides. RefSeq lists its product as uncharacterized. The record is from RefSeq and is a predicted model, not a curated record. Lineage: Eukaryota; Metazoa; Cnidaria; Anthozoa; Scleractinia; Merulinidae. Gene Ontology annotation, cellular component: cytosol. Gene Ontology annotation, molecular function: calcium ion binding; calcium-dependent phospholipid binding. Gene Ontology annotation, biological process: glycerophospholipid catabolic process.
AACGUGACAAAAAACAUAUAUAUAUACUUUGUUUUUUCGGUACGCUUAUGCGUGUGUUCGUUAUCCCGGGAAAAGAGCAGCCAGGAGACUGGUCAUACUAUUUUGAAGGUGAUAUAGCAAAUUACUACGUUAAACCAUAUUCAUCAUUGGCGAGGGGCAUAACUGAUCGCUGACUUUAAUUUCGUGACGUGAAAACAUGUGUUGAAGGGCUGGUUACUAAGCUAUGUUUUCGGUAUUUACGGAAGUGCUAGUGAUAUUCUAUUUAUUAAAACUGUUUUCGUCGUGGAUUUGGCAGUUUCUCUCAUUCCAGAUUUACAAAGAUGGAACAUACAGUAACAAAGAGUUUGACAGAUCAGCCGGAGGAGAGCAUUGUUAUUCCACUAAUUGAGGUUCCAUCUGUGAAGAUAAGCCUGCCCAGUGUGUCUAAUGACUUUCUACCGAUAAAAACUAACCAUGCCUUGGAUCCUGGCCUAACAAUCCAACAGAGUGGAACCACUACUAGAAACACGAGGAAGACGACUGGCAUUGCAUUUUCCGGGGGAGGCAUUCGGUCAGCCGCAUUUUGCUCUGGUGCUCUGCGUAGAAUGUUACAAGAUGACGUUCCUUUGGAAUAUUUAAGCUGUGUUUCUGGGGGAGGCUUCACUGGUGCGGCUUUCAUGGACUGGAAAUAUCGGCAAGAAACUAACAAGUGGAACAACAAAAAGACGUGGCAUAACGAAUUCUUUGAACGGAUGCGAACCAAUGCUGGGUACCUAUGCAGUUGGCAGAAUCCCGUUUUGGGAAUUUGUCAGUCAAUACUGCUUAUAUUGGUUGUGCUCUGUGUUGUGUGUUUUUUGCCAUGUACGCUUUGGCUUCCGUAUGCACUUCCUGUAGCCGCAGCUAUAGACUUCCUCUUUGGUGAAAUAUUAAGAGAGAACUGUACUUCUUCGCAUGGUGUACAACAGGAUACUUCGUCUUCGGUUCUGAUGAUAGACCUCUACAAUGGAUGCCAACCCCCUGUCAAUCAAAUGCUGCUCUUUACAAUUACUGCGACAGUUUCUCUUGCGUGCUACAUGCUUUCAAGACGCAGAAAUCUCGUGAAAUACAAAGGUCCCUUGAAAUUGCUCUCAACCCUGAGUGGACUGGUAUUCGCUUUUACUCUAUUUCCAUGGAUUGCACACGAUAUUCUAUGGCCGUCGAAAAUGUGGGUCAGAUAUCUCAUUUUCUUAAUUUCUCUCGUGUUUCCGUUCUUCUUCCCCGUCAUUCGUAAAAGCGCUGGUUUAUGCCUUCGUUCUUAUGUCUACACAUAUGUUUUGAGCUGGAAAGUGUUCAAGGUUAAGUUGAUGGGAACAGUGGCGUAUUCUGAUGACGUCUUCUAUCCGGUGUUGAUGGUGUGUGCCUUGUUUUUCAUCUUCUUUCCAGUCGUUAGGUCGCUUCAACAAUCUCUGUUCAACGUCUACUACAGGUAUCGGUUGACCAACGCGUUUUUCAUGCAUGGAGCUAAAAUCCGGUGUGGGGAUAUCUUUCACUGGUGCGGGCGACCAAUAGAUGACCAAUUCAGAAGGGUUGGUGAUACGGACGACGAGGUAACACUCCAAGAUCUCGAAGACAUAUCACCCGUAUUUAUCAGCAACAUUACAGCUAACGACUGGCAGAUUGCCGGUGGAGACGACCACGUUUAUCAGCUGAUAACAUUCUCGUCAGAAGGAGUCAAAGUUAUAGGCACCGGUGUAGAAAAUGGGGAAAUUCUAGCACGUUAUUUUGCAGGCCGUUUCCAUCCACACCUCAUGAAGUUGUCUGUAGCAAUGGCCGUAUCUGGAGCAGCUGUAAGCUUUGAUAAGGAAGGAUGCCAGAGUCGCCUAGAUACGGUAUUGGACCUGUUUGCUUUGAUGGGAAUUCAGAUGGGAGAGGAGAUCGUGUGCGAUGAGUGUCCAGAGGCUGAAAUAGGCUGGAAGGAGAAGAUUACACGAAUCCUGGUUGAAAUCUCAUGUAUUACUCCUCUGAUUGCCUUACCAUUUGUCUACUGGUUGGGAAACAGCAAAGAAUGGGUGGUAUACUUAGUGCUCCUCCACAUGGCGGUAGCUGUAUUGUUAGCUAGUCUAGCUGUGCUCAAUACUGGGUCUAUCCAGCCAGGAAAAAUGGAACGUUUUGUCAGAUGGUGUGUCACCCACAUUUUCUUUGUUCGCUUCUUUCGUGGCUUUUUAAACAUCAAUAAUGUGGGCACGAAUUCUCCACCAGUACUGCGACUCAGUGACGGAGGGCAUUUUGAGAACCUUGCCUUACUUCCACUGCUUGACAAAAAGUUACAGAAAAUUGUUAUAUUUGAUGGUUCCUGUAACCCUGGUGGCGACAAGUAUGCCGAUUCGUUAAUCCACGCUUUAAAGAUGGCAAGGGAAAAACUCCACUGCUCUUUUACAGGAAUAAGUGGCAGGGAUAUCAACGAAGAUAUCAGAGUGCACUUCCUGAAGAUGAAGUCACAUCAAAGACCAAGAAGUUAUAGGUUCCGAGUUCAUUACUAUGACGAGGAAGAUAACCAAAUAGGCGAAGGAGAGAUACUAUUUGUUGCACCAAGACACCCAUCUGAGAGCAUUCCAUUAAGAAGAAUCGUCACCGAGCAACCAAAACUUUGGACAUCGUUUGGCGUCGAACUAGAUGAUCCCGACCACAAAAAGUGGGGGAAAAGCCCGGAGAUUGCUGAACAGGAAGCCGACAGACUAACUGGCUGCUGCUGUCUUUGUUGCGAUAGAAACAGUUGCCAAUAUAUUUCUUCAUUUUCUCUCGGUAGAUUUCCUCAUCACAUCACAGCUUGUCAGUUCUUUACUCCUGACACCUUCAGUGCAUAUCAUCGUGAAGGCUACGCAGCUUGUGUUGAAGCUGAUGUAUUGGCAUUUUUUAAGACCCAACAAGGCUAUUAGAACUAGUUACGGCAAAUAUAACUUGCACUUUUGUAGUCUUCAGUUCUAUUUGGAGUAAUCUGAAUGAAGAAUUAAAAAGUCUGAGCGAUCUCUAAGCAAGCAAUAACAAAAAAAUUUCUUGAGUAUUUAUGUUUAAAGCCGACUUUUAUUUAAUGUUUUCUAAAGCACAUAGAUACAAAUACUGCUUCUAUCAUUAUCUAGUUCAUUUUUCUCGUUUCUUUUUUCAUUUAUCCACUUAUUUAAUGUUUUUUGUCUUGAGCUUUACAACGUACUCUGAUAAAGUUUGUAAAUUUGUGUGACUACACAGCUCGUUUACUAUCUACUAUUCUCAGUAGUUUUUUGCCUUAUUAAUUUUACUCACUGCUUCACUUAUUCUACAUUCUGUGGCAAAUAAAUGGUUGGUUGUUGCUA